Messenger RNA from Hibiscus syriacus, 2167 nucleotides. RefSeq lists its product as uncharacterized. The transcript has 3 exons. Gene Ontology annotation, biological process: carbohydrate metabolic process. The record is from RefSeq and is a predicted model, not a curated record. Gene Ontology annotation, molecular function: hydrolase activity, hydrolyzing O-glycosyl compounds. Bases 90 to 1994 code for a protein of 634 amino acids. NCBI's taxonomy places the organism in Eukaryota, Viridiplantae, Streptophyta, Magnoliopsida, Malvales, Malvaceae.
ACUGUUUCAUCACCUCGUUCUCCUCAAAAUUUUCCAUCCAAGUGCACAAGGCACUCGGAAAUUUGGGUGUCCAAAAUGGGGAGGCAGAAAUGCGGGGGAAGAAUAAGGUUCAUCAAGAUACUGAGUUUUUGAGUUAUAGUUCUAGAGACUCCAGGGAAAUGGCCAAGGAGAUUACUAGGAAAAUGAAAAAUAGCUUUCACAAUAGCUCAAUGACAAUUCCAACCUCCUUGUUGAGAGGAUAUGCAGCGGAUGAGAGCUCAUAUGAUGUAUCUGGAUCUGAAUCUGCAAAUGAUUCAGAUGUAACAACGGUGUCCUACAGAGAUAACAUUGACUGGAACAAGCGACAUAGGAGGUCAUCAUCCCGUUCUAGUGAAUCAUCAGUGAGUAGAGAGGCCAAGAAGAGAUCGUCUGAGAGGUGGAAAUUAACACACAAGUCUCAAGAGGUGCACAUUUUCAGCAGGGGCAGCACACUGGGUGAAAUGCUUGCCACUUCAGAUAGGGAAGGUAUUCCUGCAAAUUCUAGUGUCCUGGUUGGUGUGGAAGGAUGCAAUGAGGUUCGUCAUCAUGUUGAGCCUGCAGUUUGGAAUGAACCUUUAGGCAUUAGCAGUAGGGAUGGUUGGAAGGAUGGUUGUCUUGGUAAUCUUUCAAGAUCACGAUCUCUUCCUGCUUCAUCUACCGACUUUAGAAGUCCUAGAAUAAGCACACGCCAUGAAAGUCUUCUCAGAGACAAGUAUGUGAUUCCAAAAGAAGGUUUCAAGUGGGACAGAAGCAAGUCAGUAAAAGGCAAUUUUAACCCGAAGGAAGCUCCAUUACCUAGCAACCGAAUAUCAUGUGUUAAGACAUCCCAAUUUCGGGGUGGUAGUCGCCGUGAUAAGGACUAUGGCGACAUUCAACAAGAUUCUGAUAUCGCCCCAUAUCAAGUAAAACAAAAUAAGCAAUCUGAACAGAUACUUAUGGUCUCAGGGGAUUCUGUUGGUAUUAUUGUUGAUUCAAGUUCAGUUCUUGAAAAUGCAGUGGAUGUCAAUGAACUGAAUAAUUCUGUGCUUUCUGAAUGUUCUCACAUGGAAUUAUCGGCUCCUGCUUCAUCGAAUGCUGCCGUUGCUUGUACUAGUGACCUAGAUAAUUUGGACUCCAUGGAACCAUCUGAGGGACCAUUAGAGCAAACCACACCGCAUUGCCCUGCAUCGGAACUAUCUCUAGCAAGCUCUAAGGAGGCAGAGCAACCUAGUCCAGUCUCGGUUAUAGAAGCUCCAUUUGCAGAUGAUGUGUCAUCUGGUUCCGAAUGCUUCGAGGGUAUUAGUGCCGAUCUUCACGAGCUUCGGAUGCAACUUCAACAAGUAAAACUAGAUUCCGAGGCAUAUGAAGAGGGAACUAUGCUUCUUUCAAGUGAUGAUGAUUGCAAUGAUGUAACUAUGCUUGUUUCAAGUGAUGAUGAUUGCAAUAAUGUAUCUGUUGGUUUUAUAGAGGACAAUGGGAUACCAAAUGCCGAAGAGAUUUCCGAAUCCGUAUACAUAGUUGAUGUAUUGGUUGAUUCUGGAAUCGGUCAAGCCAAACUAGAUACCUUCUUAGCAGCAUGGUAUACUCCAGAAUGCCCAGUGAACCCACUCGUAUUCGAAGAACUCGAGAAAAAAUAUUGCCAUGUAAACUCUUGGUCAAGGGCUGAAAGGAGAUUGAUGUUUGAUAGGAUUAAUUCAAAGAUACUGGAGAUCUAUCGGCAAUAUAGAGACCAGCCCUGGAUAAUAUCUGGAAGGAAAAUUACUAUUCCGAAAUGCAACACCGAAGAGCUUGAAGAUAGCCUGCUCAAGUCACUAGCAAGCCAAAACAAGAAACCUCACAUGGAUGAAGGAGAGAUGGUGUUUCCAGGGGAAUUUCAAUGGUUAGACUUGAGUUCAGACAUCGAUAAAAUAGGCCGGGGAAUCGAGAGAUUGUUGGUAGAUGAAAUAGUAUCCGAGUCUGUGGCACUUUUGGUUUGGGAAACUUAUAAACAAAACUGAUGAAAUGAUGUCAUUUCAUGACUAUCAAUAAGUUCUAAAUUUUGACCAGCAAGAAUUAUCAAAACCUUGAGUGUCAAUAUAGGAGAAAAUGAUAGAGAAAAAAAAGGAAGUACUAUAUUCAUGUGUAAUAACAAGUUAUGUUGUACUAGCCAAAUUCCGAUGAAAGAGAAGGA